UAAGGUUUUGUUCACCAUGUUGGAUGAACAGCUCAUUUCAGUUACCUCGUGACCAAUACUUUUAUCAUGUCACAUAAGCGUCGUGAGCUUGAAGUGUAGAGGAUCAGCCGAGUGACGUUUUUUUCCUCAACUGACAGCGUCAAGGCCCAGCGGAACCAACGGAAGGACUGCUGUUUUUAUGUGGAGAUACAGAUACCCAUUAGCUAGCUCUGAGUUGUCAGAUUGAAUACGGCUGUCUAGCUCCUGGCGGUAGAUUUUGUCCCACAACAAACGGAUUUAACUUGUUAGUCUGUUUGGAUGCGCGCUUCUGAGCCGUAUUAGGACAGAGUAGAAUACAGAUACACACACAAAGCUGUCGAUGGGGGAAUUACUUUGUCUGCCAGCCGUCUGUGAGGAUUUCUCUUCUCGUGUUUUGAGUCAUGGUCGAAGCUUCGUCACCCUGUCAAACUGAUGGGGGUUUCUUUGGAAGCACGCGGCUCGGUGGAUUGCUAUAAUAAUAUGUGAAUAGGGUGGAUUGCCGAGGCCCGGGCCUGCCUGCCUCUCUGCGCUGCUGUAUUGUAGCCUUGGCUGGGUUACACCUCCUCUGCACCGGAUCAGCAGCGUUAAUUACGACUCUGAGAUUACCUCUGCCAUCAGAGUAGCUGUCUGGCCUGUGCACACAUCUGAAGGAGAAUUCAGUUUGCAAUAACCGAUGCGAUUUUAAGCCGUGUGGUGAGAAAAGCAACGGCGCCAGACCCGAGUGUGUGGCAAACUUGGAACACUUAUAAGAUGAAUGCUCUGCUUCCCAUGUGACCUGCUUUAGAUCGCACUGUUUUAUUAAGAGGGGAAGGUGAAUUUUUCCCAGGAGGAGAGGUAGAACAGUCUCUGUGAAGUGCAUAGAAGUUUUUUUUCUAUUGAAUAUUUUCGGUUUGUCACUGACAGCAGUGGCACUGUUAAAGCUGCAUAGAUUGUAUGUUUGGGUGUUCCAUUGACCAUAAUAUGCUCUCCGUCACUAGUUUCAGACUUCAGUAGUCUAAUGGUGUACCUAAUAGAAAAUUAAUUUAGGGGAAGUGGGGCAGAGCCUAGUUAGUAUUAUGCUAAAACGCCAUACCAGAUAUCGGAUAAUUUCUGUCAAAGUGAUUGACUUUGGACGCUUAAAGGACAAAAUAUAUAUUUUCUCUAUGUUUGCCAUAAGUUGUAUUAACCGUGGGGUUGCUGUCUGGUUGCCAUUAGUAUCAUUUUGAGAAGCAGUUUGAAAGGAGGCAUUUAAGUAUCAUUGGAUGGCUCUUUGCGGUACAACUGCUGCAAAUGUUACAAAAAUGAUGGCUGCUUACAACGGUGGCUCCUCAGCAGUAGCUGCCCAUCACCCCCAUCACCACCACCACCAGCUCCAGCACCUACCGCCUCCCCACAUGCAUCACCACCACCACCACGCGGGCCAGCAUCACUUACAGCACCCAGGCUCAGCCGCUGCUGUGCACACGGUCCAGCAGCACACAUCAACGGCUGCCGCUGCGGCGGUGAUGCUAAACCCCGGACAGCAGCAGCCCUACUUUCCGUCUCCAGCCCCCGGGCAAGCUCCCGGGCCGGCGGCGGCCGCGGCUCCCGCACAGGUCCAAGCGGCUGCAGCAGCCGCUGUCAAAGCUCACCACCACCACCACCACCACCACCAUCAGCAGCAGCAGCAACACACGCACCAUUUACAGCAGCAGCUGGAUAUUGAGCCUGACAGACCCAUCGGCUACGGGGCGUUUGGAGUUGUCUGGUCAGUGACAGACCCCAGAGACGGAAAGCGAGUUGCUCUCAAAAAGAUGCCUAAUGUCUUCCAAAACCUUGUUUCUUGUAAGAGGGUAUUUCGUGAGCUGAAGAUGCUGUGCUUCUUCAAACAUGAGAAUGUGCUCUCUGCGCUGGAUAUACUACAACCUCCACACAUUGACUACUUUGAAGAAAUCUAUGUAGUAACUGAACUGAUGCAAAGUGACCUCCAUAAGAUCAUUGUAUCACCGCAGCCUCUGAGCUCAGACCAUGCCAAAGUUUUUCUUUAUCAGAUUCUGCGAGGACUUAAGUACCUUCACUCUGCUGGAAUUCUACAUCGAGACAUCAAACCUGGCAACCUCCUAGUCAACAGCAACUGUGUGCUCAAGAUCUGUGAUUUUGGCCUGGCCCGAGUGGAGGAGUCGGAUGAAUCAAGACACAUGACUCAGGAAGUGGUGACACAGUACUACCGAGCUCCAGAAAUCCUCAUGGGGAGCCGCCACUACUCCAACUCAAUUGAUAUCUGGUCUGUAGGCUGCAUCUUUGCUGAGUUGCUAGGGCGACGCAUCCUCUUCCAAGCCCAAAGUCCUAUUCAGCAGCUGGAUUUAAUCACUGACCUGUUGGGGACACCUUCUAUGGAGGCGAUGAGGACGGCAUGUGAAGGCGCUCGUGCACAUAUUCUCAGAGGACCUCACAAACAGCCAUCCCUUCCUGUUCUGUACACACUCUCCAGCCAAGCAACCCACGAAGCAGUGCACCUUCUCUGCAGGAUGCUGGUGUUUGAUCCGUCAAAGAGGAUUUCAGCCAAAGAUGCCCUGGCUCAUCCUUAUCUAGACGAGGGUCGACUUCGCUACCACACGUGCAUGUGCAAAUGCUGCUAUACCACAUCCUCGGGUCGUGUGUACACCAGUGACUUUGAGCCCAUCACUAACACCAAGUUUGAUGAUGGCUUUGAGAAGAAUCUGAGCUCUGUAAGACAAGUCAAAGAAAUUAUCCAUCAAUUCAUUUUGGAACAGCAAAAGGGAAGUAGAGUACCACUCUGCAUUAAUCCUCAAUCAGCUGCUUUCAAAAGCUUCAUCAGCUCCACAGUGGCUCAGCCCUCUGAAAUGCCUCCAUCUCCGCUGGUGUGGGAAUAGCUACUGUUUUGUGUCGUUAUUUUUCCUGACUGACAAGCUGCUAAACUGGGAACAAGAAAGGGUCUCAGUGUCUUCUAUCAUCUGUGUAGCAUUUCACUGGAGAGCAGGACUCACAGGUCUGCUGGGUUUAUGCUGAAAAAUGGAAUCAAGAAAGGUCCACUGAUAAUUGCUUUAUGGUGGUGUGUUAGAGGGUUUAAAUGGAAAUUAAUGACAGAAAAGCUCUGUAUAAUGCUUUGUACAGAAUUUUUCUAAACAAACUGAGAACAUACACACAUCAUAUAUAUAUAUAUAUGUAUAUAUAUAUAUAUAUAUAUAUAUAUGUGUGUGUGUGUGUGUGUGUGUGUGUAUAUAUAUAGUGUUUGUGCACAAAUGAUAUAUAAAAUGUAUAUUUUACAAAUUCUGCAAUCACCAUCUCAUUAAUUUAGAAAACUAGGCUACUUUGCACCCGUCAUUUCUGUCUUUCUGCAUUAUUUCCAACCACACUUUUUAUUCUGACAAUCAACUGUAACAUUAUUAUUAUGGGCAACUGAAAAUUUCCCAUAUUUUAGAAUUUUUACAAAUUUGCUCUCUGUAGCAUUAUUGUUUUAUUUAUUUUUAAUCAUUUGUAUUAAAAAAAAUGUCGCCUUGUGGCCCCACUGCAUAUUUGACAGUUUUCAUGUAUUCAUUCUUUUGACAGAAGGGGUGCUAAUUGAUUUUGGACAAUUUUGCCUAUUUAACAUCUGAUAAAAAAAAUCUAAACCUAAGACCAACAUAUUCUAAAUAGUUCUAUUGAAAACACAGGGAACAACCAAACAUGGAGAGAUUUGGAUUCAAAUACAGGCAACUAUAUGAUCCAUCUAUUUAUGCUGUGAAAGUUUUUUUGGUUUACUUAUGUCUUGUUCCAGCACAUCAAAAUUGUGAUAGCUUGUCACACAGCCAAUUCAGACCAAAUGUUUCCUGAUUAAUUACUCAUCAUCUUCUCAUAGUGUCCUUCUAUGUGGAAUUAGUUCACCUUUUGUCAUUUGCUUACAAAACAUACAGCAUAGGAUGUCUGUUGUCCAAGAAAGAUACAAAAGUUUCCCCCCUUUUAGUAAGUUUCAGUUAAAUUAAAUUGCUACAGUGGAUUUUGAAACUAUCUGUAGUUUUCACAGAAAAUUCAUUGAAAUGUUCAAAAUGGAAAAAUGGAAAAUGCUUACAGGAAAGUAAUUAUUACUGUUAAUGUUUAUGUCAAGUUUUCCAUUCACACACUGCCCGAGAGUUGUCAGCCAUAUUGGAUGUGAUACAACAGCCAGUUGCUAGUGACUGGAUGACAGCGGUCUCUGGAGUUUCAUGGCUCCUGCUGGGUUAAAUAUGACAAAGAAAAGAAAAUGCUGCACCAAAAACUUCCCAGUGAUUCUUUUAUUUGCUAGCAGAUGUGGACGCACAAGUUUGUGAAUGCGACAACUCAGAAUGAGGUGACAUGGGAAGUUUAAAAUUGAUAGGUGCUGAUAUUAAAAAACAGAGUUAGGCUCUCAGUUUUUUUGAAAAUCUUGUAAAUGCGAUAACUUAGGAUUUUGAAUAAGGCGACAUAGGAUUUUGAAAUUGUUACCACAGGUAUCUAGUAGGUACCACAGGUAUCUACUGGGAGGCUGACAGGUGGCACUGGCAGUCACAAGUAUUUUUUUCUAUGUUUUGUCUACAUGACAGUCUGACAGUCACACUUAUUCAUCCAGUGAAUACAUCGGUAGCAGCUUGGGAUUUAGUAUCUUGCCCAAGGGUACCUUGGCAUGCAGGCUUGAGCAGUCAAAGAAAGAACCACCAACCUUUCGAGUAAUAGAUAACCUACUCUACCUCCUGAGCUAAAACUACUACCUUCACAGCUUCACAGUAAUAGUUGUGUUUAAAUAGGCAAACCUUUUACUUUGAAGACAAACAGCCUCCUUUUCCAGUUUGUGUCGCACUUUUCUGGUUUCACUGCAGUGCAGACAGUAGGUGGAAAGUGUUUCUAUAAGUCGGUCACAUCCAUUCAAAAAAAUAUACAAUAUCAUAGUGACCAAAGCAAUCGUUAAGUUUUUGGGGAAUACACAUUUUUCCCUAGCAGGGGGGUCACCAACAGGUCUUUAAGCUAGUGUGACUGGGCCUUCAGUGAUCAUUUUCCCAGGGACUGCUGUCAACCUCCUACAACUCACGAUCAGUCAGGGAACACCUUUUCCUUUAUUACUGGUCGUAAACUAGUCUUUCACCCUGUGUAAAUAGAUCGUUAGCCAAAUGUAAGACAAUGUAGACCUUGAGUCUGCAUUGUCACCAUACACCAUGAUUGUCACAUUUCCAAAAUAGCAAAUAAGUUAAUUUAAAUGGUUAGUGGUCAUAUUUCAUAUUUUGCGCAUCAUUUUACAGAUGAAUGAACACAAAUGUUUGUACAUGAGGCCUAAAGAAGGUAAUGACGAUAAGCCUGUCUGAAUUUGUAAACCUUCCCCACUUAUCAUGGAAAGAGUCAGACAUCCUACUGAGAAGAUCAGCAACACACCAUUUCUGAUUGGUAACAUGAACUUGGGUAAAGUGUUCAGUUCCAUUUAAUUUCUGUGCAAAAUUAAAUGGAAUCUGCAGUUGAAAAUAUAUAUGAAGAGAUCAUUUUGGUGGCGCUGGUGAAUGCUCACUUGCAUGCUUCAUGAAGACAAGCUUUGUAAUGAAUAGGAAAUAACUUUAAGAAGGAAUUAGCCUAAAACCCUGCUUCUAGACUAGACAAAAUAAACUCCUCUGAUGCAUACAACGAGUGACUGUAAUGAUAAAAGAACAAACAAUUCUACAGCAAUAUUUCUACCCCCUCGUUUGACCAACCAUAUCAGUUAUACUACUUAUAACACGUUCAGUAAUCACAUAUAAUUUAAGAAGUCCCAUCAGACUGACUGAAAAACUGUUGUAUAAUGAAGGAAUGUGUUUUAUCUACAUAUGUGCCUCCUAAAGUUCCCCUCUUGGACAUUCUCAGUCAAGGUGAGCUAUUUUUUUUCCCAAAAGAGUCUGAAGAGAAUUAUUUCUUAUUAAAAAUAACCUAGAAGCUUGCACUGAGCUGAAAUAUAUCAGGUUUCCAUUGUUCUCUGUAACCUUUGCUGGACUUGCUGUGUACUGUACACUUUCUGCACUGAAACAGAGCUGAUGCAAGUCCGGGUGUUUAUGGUUCUUCAUAGUCUGGGUCCUAUUUAAGUGGACUUGGCUAUUCAUUAUUUUCCAUGAGCACAUUAAAAGUAUAGCUUUUCUGUUGGGACAUUAGCAAGCUCACAAGUCUCACAAGUGAGACUGUAAGUUAAUCUAACCAAAGCCAUGUGAGCCACAUUUUUUAUCCUACCUUUUAACAUCCUUACCCCGCCAGCAAGAAGAAAAGAGCAGAGGGUAAAUACUGUCAUGUAAUUAACUUUAACAGUUAACAAACACAUUGACACUUUUUAAAACGUUUUUGCAGGCAAGAAAUUGUUAUUGUCAUCAAUAGGCUGUUUUCUGCAGCAAGACUGCAAUAUGACAAGGUCUGGUGACAAUACAAUAACAAAAUGCAAAAUACAUUUCAGAGACUUCAUGUCAGAAAUGGCAUGAAUAUAUAUAUAAAUUGGGUCAAUACAGUAAAAAGAAAAUGUGCAGAAAAAUAAUUAAAAUUGUAAUUUUUUUGUGAGCCACUGACUUUUUGGGUGGCUGUUGGUUAGCCAAAGCAACGCUUUGUUUGUGUGUUAUCACAUGUAGAUUGUUGGAAUGGAACAGCAACGGAAGAAUCAGACUUAGACUGGAAAAUACAUAUUCAAAGAACUAAAAUCAUAGUGAGCUAAAGUAGCUUUCCUCUGAUGAGAAGAAAGCUUUUUCAUUAGAAGGACCAAUCGGAACCUGUCUAAAUACAAAGUAACUGAUCUGGUGAAAACGAGUGACUGGCAGUUAAACCAGCAGUAUAUUUUGUUUUAACCUUGUUCUUUCUACUUGAAUCUGUCAUCACAUACUAUAGACAUUCUUCAAAAAUUGUACUAAGCAGCUCUUCUCUGACAGGAGAAAAGUAGCACAUGAACAUCUCAAAAAUGACAUGGUCUUUUCUACAUGUUUUUCCCUAGAUGGUAAUCCAGUGCAAAUAUGUGCCCCUGCUCUUUCUCAUGUGUGUACACUGUCUUCAGGAGAAACAAAGUUUUUGACGUAAUUUAUUUAAUAUAUUUUUAGACUUGUUAUCAAUUUCUGUUCUUGUGUCCUAUGGUAUGCAUUCUUUUCACACCUCAGAAUAUAACUAUGUAUAUAUAUGUUAUAUAGAGAAGCAAAUCUACAACAACCUACAAAAAAAACCACACAAAAAAACACUGUAUAGGGAUUGUAUUAGCCUGUACAUUUCUAAGGCUGUGAAAUUUUUUAAAAAAAAAACUUGCAUACAAAUGUAUAUAUUUUCUUGAUUUUUACCCUGCAACUAGGAUGUGGACAGCAAAUCCUGUAACAAUUAAAAGAAAUGCAGUCAUCUUAACUAUAACUUGUGUGUACAGCAGUUGUAGAUAUGUCUAAGGAAAAUGCAUUUUUUUGUUAUUAUUUUUAAUUAUUUUGUCACGGCAACACUGUGAAUAUGUAUAUUAAGAAUUCACCGUGUUGGUCUCUACCUCUUGAGCUCAAUAACUUGGCAUUGUUUACCUCCACACAUUUCUGAUCAUGUGGGGAUGAAAUAAAAAAAACAAUAACAAAAAAACACUUGAAUGUCCAUUCAUGCUUUUAUACCGAAAUAAUAAAAUAUGCUGCCCCUCCACAUACAUCUUCCGACAGACCUUUCUUGCACUCUGUAAUACAAAACCUACCAGUAGCCAAGGGUUACCUGACUGUUAGAUGUUCUGACCAUGAUGGUUGCAUUCAAAGCUCACUGUCAGGGACAGCAGUGUCAGCAGUUGCGGUUCCAUUAUCCAUAAUUUAACUAUGCCCUGUAAAAUCUAAUUAGUUCCCAGAACUAAAGUAGAGCUCACUUAAGAUAACUAAGUAAGGACAGCUUAUUCAUUGCGAGUACACAGUACUAAGAAUAACUUGAUAUUUUUGAGUGAGCAAUACUAAUUGUUUACCCCACUGACAAACAUUUCAAGUUCUACUAAGUUAAAAAAAUUUGUGGUGACUUACUAUUUUUAAUUUUCCUUACAUACAAAUAAAUGCAGCUAAAUCACAUUAUGUUUUAUCAUCCUUAAACUUAAGAGAUUUCUAGUACAAGUAUGAUUCAAAAAGAAAAAUUAAAAGCACUUGCAAUGCAGUUAAAAUUAUCCCAGCCUUUUUUUUUUCAAAUGCAAAAAAGUAUGUCAGCCAACAUACUGGACACUGUUAUGUUUAACAACAAACAAGUAUAUUCCCAUUCCCCCAUUAGAUUUUAAAUAUUAGUACAAUUAAAUUGUAUAUUUAUUUGUUAAGACAAUUUAAACCUUUAAUAACCUUACACUGAGACAAAUUCUCAGAUUUAAUUAUUCUGAAACUAAGUUUAAGCUUCCCAUAACUUUGUAUUGCAAGUUACAUUGCUGAUAUAAUAAAUAUAAAAUGUAUUUUUGUUCAAACAACACAUUUGUUUUGCAUUCAAACACGGAAGCUUUGUGUCUUGUAACAUUUUAAGGAUGGUUUGUUUCCAUUCCUGGCAUUACUGCCUGAAUGACUGCCAUGGAUUUAGGCGAUCCAAAUGUAAGUGCCUCAAUAAAGUCUUUGACAUUGUUGCAACUUCCUUUAAGUACAGUGGCAGUGGAUGUGGGUUGGAAGUGCAAUGACCUCAAACCUGCAGGUGACCAUCUUCACUGACCACACCAUCUGUGACGGAGGGCUUAUCACUACUGGUGUCCUGGAAGGAAACAAUCGUAUUAUUGUAUGGUCUACCUUACAAUAUAAAGCACCUUGAGGCAACUGUUAUUGUGAUUUUGCACUGUAUAAAUAAAAUUAA
This is a messenger RNA of Pelmatolapia mariae (spotted tilapia), 8736 nucleotides long. RefSeq names its product nemo-like kinase, type 2 (gene nlk2). The transcript is spliced from 11 exons. Bases 1260 to 2870 code for a protein of 536 amino acids. Lineage: Eukaryota; Metazoa; Chordata; Actinopteri; Cichliformes; Cichlidae. Gene Ontology annotation, cellular component: nucleus; cytoplasm. Gene Ontology annotation, biological process: protein phosphorylation; intracellular signal transduction. The record is from RefSeq and is a predicted model, not a curated record. Gene Ontology annotation, molecular function: MAP kinase activity; ATP binding.